GAAAUAUUCACCUCUUAUUUAUUUUGUAAUAUUAUUUUUUAUUUAAUCAUAGUUUAACUGUGCUUAAGUUAAUUUUAUAAUUUAUAAGUUUUGCCCUAAAAUUUUUUAACUGGUUGUCUCAACCAACAGUACUGUAAUUAUUUGACAUAUAACAUAUGAAGUACUUUUCUAAAGUGAAUAUUAUGUGAAAAUAGUGUCUUCUUGAAUCUUAGUUCAAGAUUAUCUAAUACUAUAGUUCCUUGCAUAGAAGAUAACCAAGCAUAGAAAUAGAGUCAUCUUUUAGUCGUGAUAUUGGAGAAUAAUUCAGUCCAUUCACAUAAGACAUGAGGCCACUGGGUGUGGGGUAUGGAAAUAGCUUAUAACAUUGCAAGUCCUCUGCCAAAAAUUGAUGAAUAAUUUACUGCAGUUGAAUGAUUUUAUGUAGAUAUGGUGCAGCUGGAAAUUUUAUGUGAUUUGUUAAUGACAUUAUAGUAGGGAUGGGGCGAAUCCUGAUUUCCUCGAAUCCGAAUCCUAACUCAAAUCCUAGACUGGAAUUGCCGAAUCUCGAACCCAAACCCGAAUCUUUUAAUAGAUGAUGUCCACAUAUCUAAUGUAAGUGAGAUGUUUUCUGCUUGCACUUAAAGUCCCUUGACUUUAUCACAUGUAGUUUGGUACAUUUCUGGUAUAAGUGUAUAUAAAGACAAAAAUUUUUUCUUGAGAAAUUUCAGUUUUAGUACAGAUUAGCGGUUAGGAUUUUUUCUAUAAAUAAGCUAGAGGUCUGCGAGCCUAAGAAUUUUACUUUGAGCCGAGCUCGAGCUUUUGUGGUACAGUUACACUUUAGGGAAAUUAUUUUUAUCUUAAACUUAGUAUAAUGUUUGAAUAAAGUAUUAAAAUGAAGUGGGCUUAUUAAUUUUGGGUAACUAUUUACAGCGUGUGUUUAUAUUUUGCACUGCUAGAAAAAAAAUAACAUUUUUUUUUCAUUGAAUCUUACCUGUUUCCAUUGGUUCAUUAGUAGGUAACUGAUAUCAUCCAACUAACAUAAUCAAGUAUAUGUUUGUGUAAAUGUAACGUAUCUUUGGAAAAAUUUCAUUCUUGUCAAUUUUUUGGAGUCCUUACUGAGCUUCAACAAACUUAGCACCAAAAAUCAUGUUGUUUGAAAAGUAAAUUUACAUUGUUUCAACAUUUCCACUUUUCAGCACAAUAAUUCUGAGAGAGAUUGUCACAGUGUAUUAAAUUCUGUUCUUUAAUCUAUCAUACAGAAAAAUAAUUUGUUCUGCACGUUCAGGAGUUAAAUUAGCUCUAGGAUUGCAGAUAGUGUUUUCAGAAAAAGAGAAGCGCCUCUCGCUGGCAACCUGCUUGGCUGGAAUGCUUUAGUAAAAUUGCUUAACCUCAAAAUUAGUGUCAUAAAUAUCUGUAACUGGUCAUUAAAGUUUAAUCAAUUGAAAGUAAUGAAAAUAAAAGCAUUUUACUUCAUUCAAUUUACACUUGCAAAAAAACAUACACACAAUAAACCUACAUGGAAAUUAAAGUCUUUUUCAAUAUCCUGAAGUCUGAAAUAUGUUUACUCAUGUCAUUAAAUGUAGAGCUGUAUUGAAGAAGCCGAUUUUGCCAAUUAUUAGUUGAAUCGGCAUUUCUGCCGACUUCCGAUACAGUACACUCGUUAAUUUUUGGCCGAUAUUACUGAAAAACGAAAGAGACUGCCAUAACCUAAAAUCCACAAGUGCCAUUUUCACUUUUCGUAGUAGUACUGCAUUCUUUCAGAUUGCAUUAUUUCUUAGCAACAUGUGCCAACCGUACAUAUCAAAGUUGAACAUCCUUUUUUUUUUCAACAAUGUUCUUUAAUUUAAUAUGUCAUAAAUAAAUACAUAUACAUCUCGGUUGUUACGGUAACUAUAGCGCAAAUAUGGUAGCUAUCAUGCUUCUGUAGUAAUUAUGGUAUUCUACAAAGAAUCUUUAGUUCUUUUUAUGGUAAUUAUCUUAAAAUAACUAUUGGGUUUGUAUUGUAGUUAUGGUACAUCAUCCAUAUUUCUUCGUAUGUUGUUGUUCAUUUGUCUUUUCUUCAUAUUUACGUGCGACAUUAUUUUAGACGGGAAGUUUCAAAAAAAAUUUUAACCGACAUUAUAUCACACAUUUAAUGGCGCAAAUGAUGAGACCUCGGGCAAUUUAAACGCUUUAUAGGAAAAACCUACCAUGCGGGACCUUGUAAGCGAGUUUUACUGUAUUUUUUUCUCGUAAGUAGUAAAAAACCGAAUCCUUUGACGAAUCCUAUAUCACACCCGCCGAACCUUCGAAUCCCUAGGAUUCGGCGGAUUCGGCGGAUAUUGGAUUCUGUCGCCCCAUCCCUACAUUAGAGCCUUUACGAUUUUUGGCUAUGUUUUGAGUGAUAAAAUUUAUUAGCUACAGCUACAUAAUGGGUUGGUGAAUUAAGCCUGUCCAUCUACAAAAUAGAUGCUGUUUGUAUUAUGGACAGCGGGUCGAAUCCUUGUACCCUUGAAUACUAUUGAAUCUCAAGUUUUUUUUAAAAGAAAUGAGAUUCGAGGAUAAAGAUUCCAGAAACUUUGUGAGGAAAUAUAAUUAAUUAAAAAAAUUCAUAACUGGCAAAACUGAAGUUCACUCACUACAUCUAUUUGUGUUUUGUAUCCUACUAUCCUAUUACUAGGGCCUGGAAAAAUUAGCAUCUAUUUAUUACAUAAUUAGCAGUUAUGAUGUUGAAAAUUAGCAUCUAUUUUCCAGAAAUUAGCAUCUAUUUUUAAGAAAUUUGCAUAAGAUAUUAAAGUUACAUAACAAUACAAGAAGUUGUAAUAGUGUUUAUACCCAUUAUGACGAAUUUUAACACAAACCAAAAUCAUUAAACGGUAUUUGUAAACAAACGUUUGACCACUAGUAAUUUCAGAUGGAAACAAACUGACGAUUCGAGUUGACCAACUUCAGUACGCUAAACGUGCACCACAAAAUGUAUGAUUUGUCCCUAUGUAAAAUAUUGAUCAGAAAAAAAUUUGAAGACUAAAGUGAUUAUCAACGAAUGUAAAAAACCGCGUACUAAAAUAUUUGUAGUAGUUUUCAGCAUUUAAAAUAUUUUCAUUUUUAUCUUUGCAAGUUCACUACGAUCCCGUCAACGACCUAGAUAUUUUCUAGGUUGUUGGUUUCCGUGAUGCGCUUCCCGGGAAAUUUUGUUUUGUUAGGUUAGAUACUCUUCAUGAACAGGCAACACACGAUGCAAUGGCGAACGUAGGCGAACGUGAUGUGAUCUAACAAAACAAAAUAACUGCGUCGAUAAGUAGUGUGAACAUUCUUUUCUAAACAACAUUCAACGGUAUCUUGAGUAAAUCGUAAAGAAUAAAUUUACAAAAUUACUUAUUCUAUACUAUCAUGCGUGAUAUUUGGUUAAGGAAUGUUUUAUAAAUAAAGGUUAGGAUUCGGAUUUUAUUCCUUCAACAAGCCUUGUCAGAAGCUAUUGUUUACGGUAAUUGUGUUAUGGUGGCUAUUUUCAAAAAAAAUACUUUGAGGAAUGUGUGUUCAAUCCAUUUUGUUGCAUUCUAUAGUGGUUUUUCGCCCGAUAAUGGCAAUUUUACCGCGAUUUCGCAAAUAUAGCAUUUAUAACAACAAUUAGUAAAAAAUCGCAUCUAACCUCAAAAUUCGCAAAAAAAUCGCAUCUAUCGCAAAUUGCGAAUUUUUCCGGCCCCUACCUAUUACUAUUCCCCAAGAUAUUGUACUUUUGAUAUUUAAUUGUUUUUUGGAGGAACUUAGUUUGUGAAUUUGUGAAAAUAACUAUUGAAAGGUUGAAUAUUUUAAUUUUAAUGCAUUUGUUCAAAAUUUAAAUUACUUGUACAUUAUUUUAUCUUUGACCUUUGAGACCUAGAUUCAGAUUAAAAGGGUAGAUUUAGAAUACUAUUCAUUUAGAUUUAAGUUUGAAAUUUGGAUUUGAGAAAUUUGGUUUGACUCAUCUUUAAUUGAAAUGAUAUUUGAUAUUUUAUUGACUAUCAAAAUUUUACUAGACUGAAACUGCUAUGAUCACUGAGAGACAACAGUUGCGACAAUUCAGAUCUAGAUGGUCAUCAGGCACAAACAGUUGCCUACUGUGUUUGCCUGUGCUGUCGUCGUGUUCAGAAUGUCUGUUUAUUUUAUAUCGCUGGGUUCGCCUGUGCAUUUUUGUGUUGUCCCAAUUACCUGUUUAGUAUUAUCAUUGGGUUUGUCUGUUUGUUGAUGUUUUGUCCAGUGUCAAUUUUUUGUCUUUAUCCCCUGUUAUUUUUGCAACUUUCUCUUCAGCCCACUGUGUUCAUCUGUAGUGUGACAAAUGUUUUUUACUAUUUCCAUACAUGGAAGUCCAUGUGUAGUCUUUGCUUAUAAAUUUGUUUGAAAUUGAAGGAAUUUCAUAUCCGGUAGGCCUUUGAAAUAUCUAGUUUUUUUUUUUUUUUAGUUUGAAUCGAAUUCGAAUACAAAUACCAAAUUAUGUUUGAACACCAUUAUUCAUCACACCACAUUACAACAUAACAUAUACAUACUUUGUGGUACAAUCUAUGUAGAAUUUGAAAAUUUUUAGCAUUCAAAAUUUAAAGGUUUUUAAAUUUUUGGAUGAUUAAUUUUUAAAUAAAAAAGUCUUGUCACAUCACUACAUAUCACUAAUUAAAAUUUUUGUGGAGAAACACAAGUUGCUCUUCAUUUUUGUGGAGUAGAGAGACUUCUACAAGUCAUAAUGUUGCCAGCUAAUGAAAAAAGUCUCUUACUGCACAUUUUUUCCCCCCCCCUUCCUAGUGUGACCUUUUUUUUUUGACACACAGGACAAGAUAAUUGCCUGAGCUGUCACGACACUAGGAGUGUGAGUGUGGGUCUGUAUUUAGUUGUUCACAUUGUAUUAUCCACCAGAAAAAUGGUGUCAAAGCUUGUUAGGAUUUAGGAAUCUUUGUUGUGAGUAUGCGGCCAGAUGUUUUUCACGAGAUCUAUACAAGUUUCUUUUGGCCGCCAUGUUCUGAACGAAACUAAUCACAUAACCGGCAUGCCAUUUUUCUGCCCUCUGAUCUUCUGAAAACUCAACUUUAACAUCUGCACUGUGUGAUUUUUAGGGACACAUUUAUCCUUAUCAGUAUGCUGAUAGUUUUAAUAUAAUUUUAACGACCUGAUAAACUCUAGUCUUCGUAAAAUAAGUUAGUUGAUUACGUGGGUGAUAGUAAUGGUUCCAAAUUAGUGUGUUAAAUCAUUUUUUCCUGUUUUAGUCAUCUCAAAACUCAUGUGGCUGGUUGUAGUGGGAAAAUCUCCACAUAAAUAACCCUAAAAUAUUACAAUAAUCCCGUAGAAAUGUAUUACUCGCCCAAUUUUUGGGAUCCUGCACAGCCCUAUUUGUAAAGACUGAGCAUGUAUUUUUUCGAAGUUUUAGUAUUCGAAAUUGAAUCAAAUACAUUUAAUAAACUAUAAAUAUUUGUUUUGAUGUUCAAAAAUUAUAGGUAUUUGCACUGGCCCAAUUUCUGAACAAAAAAUUGUACCCAAAUGCAUGAAUGAGCCAAAAUAACUUUUUUUUAAUGUGUAUAUCUUCUUGAAUCACUUUUAAACCACAAAUGCAGCUAUAUUAUUUUUAUUCAGAUGCGUCUCUUUUAGAACAAUUUUUUUACAAAUUAUUGUAUUCAUGGUUGCUACAGGACUAGAAAACUGGGUAAAGUCAGGGAAUUUAAAACAGUCAGGGAAUUCCAGGAAAUGUCAGGGAAAUCGCAACAUAUUUCUGGAAUAUCUUCUUUUGCCAACAAAAGUGGAAAGGAAAAUAACGCUUUCAUUGAUGUUUAUACACGUAAAAAAAUUAACAUUUAUGUUCAUGAAAUUUGGUUGAUUUUCCUUUUUUUCCCAUGAAUUCUCAGGCUAUUUUUCUGUAAACACGUAGAUUAACAAGGGGAAAAAAAAGUAUUUACGGAUGUUUACAUACAAGUUUGAUAGCCUUUACUCAAUAGUUUCAGGAGAAUCUAUAGUAAUCAUUUGCAAAUACACUAGAGUCCCGUUAUAGCGAGCUGUUACGGUUCCGGGUUUGAUCCUCGCUAUAACCGAAUUGGACAAAUUUUGGCCCCCAAAAAUUAAAAUUAACCGAAAAUAGCAUAAAAAUUGUGUUUAAACCUGUAUAAUUGGAAAAUAACAGGUUAUAUUAACGAAAUCUUAAUUUUUGUGAGCAGAUGUGGGAAUUCUCUUAAAAACGAUACCGCAUAUGUACGGAUGCGAUCACCGAUUGCGUCAAAAUAACCAGAAUACCCUACCACACCACGUAAGUAUAGCAUCUCAGCCCGCGGCCGACGCAGCAUUGUCCUGCUAUCUAUUGUUGACGCGGGCAAUCUGCUGGCGGCCAUGUUGGUUCGGAAUGUUAAAAACAGGUGGUGCUAGUGUAGCGCGACGAUUUAAUUCCUUACAAAAAAGCAGGAGUGCGGCUGCGGCAACGCACGUACGCCUCAAACAAAAUAGUCGCUGGAAAACUAUACUUUUUUUAGGGCUGGGCCGAUGCCAAUUCCGAUUCUUAAUCAUCGGCCGAUAUUCAGAGUAUCGGCAUCGGCAGCAUCUGUAAAAUAAUUGCCGAUACUUUGCGCCGAUACCUCAGUCCAAGUUCUUAAACUGUGUUACAGCAAAUUCUCUCUAGUACGUCCCUCUUGUUAACGUACAAUCCAGUAUAACGUAUAAAGCCACCGGUCUUGAAACGCCAUGCAAAUUAAUAGGCAUAAUAAAUAUAUAACGUACGUUUUUCAAAGCCCUGGACUGUAAUUUCUCGUUAAUACGUAUCUUUUUUCCGAUAUUAUUAUACAAAAUAUUAAACAUUUUCUAAUUUCAUUCACAAUUCUAUAGCUUUGUUUAACAACAGGUCUUGUGGAAAUUGUUUACAGACGUUUUCUUUAUUUCGUUGAGUAAAAUGGCAGGUGCAGUGCUGGUAACCGUGCGGAUAGAAAUUUCAUUCGUAUAAAAAAAUGUCCGUUUUUUGUGUGAUUGGUGUAGCAAACAUAACAUUUAUGCGGAAUAAUCAUGAGUUAUAAAUAAAAAACGCUUAACUUUUUCAACUAAGAAAAAAACGAUUCGAUAAUAUUUAUCCUACAAAAUGUGUAUUUUCGCGUUUGAAUUUGUAGCAAUGGAUAUUGGCCGAUGGCGGCCAUAUCUGGCUAGGUACAUAAAACGUGGAUUAUACGAUUGCCAACGACUACUAAUGUGUUUAUGUUACCGUUUGUUUUCUGUUUUGAUGACCUAACCCAUAAUUUGUUUGUUAACAUCAUUUCAAAUUAACAUCUUUCGCAAUUGUACACAAAUGUAAUACGUAUACAACAUUUAUUUAACAGAUCUAGUGGCACACAGUUUCCGACGCUAGUGAACAUUUUGUGACGUUUCGUGAAGCUUGUUUAAUGGCGACGUGACGACGUGGAUAACUAGUUUAUAUUUUUAUAUUUAGUGUAUUACGGCAGAAUAUGUAGGUACGCCUAACCGUAGAAGUUAUGAGUACCCAAAAGUGUGUGGGUAUCAGAAUUGCAAAGUUAUGAAAGACAUUUCUCACAGGAAAGUUCAAACAAACAUUCUUGACUAUAUAAAAAAAAUUGUAGGUACUGUAUGUUGAACAGUUGAACAUUAUUUUAUAAUUGGGUUUGAAUAUGUCCAGCUAUUAGGGGAAAAAGUACACACAAAAUGCAAAUCCUGCCAAUUAUUUCUCAUGGACUGGUACUGUUCCAAUGCAUGUCAGUGCAUUUGGCAUGUCUAAUUCAACUGUAACAAAAGGUCGUGCAGGAUUUCAAUUUUUGGUAAAUAUGUAGUGUACGGAUUAUCGUCAAAAAAAUUUUUAAAAAUCUGAAAUAACUUUCAUUAUAUGCUCUUUUACGUCCUCUUUUCAUUACAGCCUGCGGAGAUAGGAAAUUCCAAAUACUUAAUAUGAAAUUAAAAAAUACUUUAUAAGUAAAAUAUCCUUUCAUAACACAAACAUUUCUUUGGUUAGUAUCGGCAUCGAGUAUCGGCAGUAUCGGCCCAUAAGAAUCGCUAUCGGUGGAAUCGGUGAAAAGUGGUAUCGGCCCAGCCCUAACUUUUUUCAUUUAAAGAAACCUGUCAACUUUUUUAGAAAAUAAAUUUGGGAUUAAACUCAAACAUUUCCCGGACAGAUACCCCAACAACUGACCGAAACAAAAGUUACAAGAAAACUGCCCUAGCGAUUCGGAAAUAAAUACAGUGGUGCCUACUAGAGGUGUAAAAGUAAGGAAAAAAUGUGUACCCGUAUGUAUUCGUUACUAUAACAAUUAGUACUCGUUACUAUCGUUACGUUACUCGUUACUUCUGAUACCGCAUAACUUGCUAUGUUAUGUUGCAGCAACGAAUCCAGUCGUAUUGCGUACGCGUACAGUAUGCCGUCGCGUAAAUAAUAAUAAAUAGAAUAUAAACAAUUAACAAUAUUUGAUAAUUAAUAGUUUUUGUUAAUCAUUAACCAAGAAACAAUUAAAUCUCAUUGGAGCGGCUUUUUAAUAUUAACUCUUUUAAGAUAACAACCAAAAAAACGUGAAAAUACGCGAUUAUAUAAACAAAAACAUAUUUCUAAUUUGUAAAAAAUACUAUAGAGGUAUUUGAGAAGCCCUCAAUAGAAAGGAAUUUUAUGUUUAUUAUUUUUACUUCUUACCUCUAUGACUUUGUCUUAGCCCUGUUAUGAAUUAUAUUUACAAGUAUUGUCUCUCUAUGGUCAGGUCAAUUUGGUUUUACUCUUAAAUAUUUUCAUGUUUUAUCUUGUUUUAUCUAAGUAAUAAUUUUAUGAAAUGUCUUUGCAAACAUUUGUUAAACGGCGACGAAUAGUAAAUGAGCUUGCACAUUUUAAUAUUGUUUUUGGGUCAUGACUGAGGAAAGAGGAUAUGUGAUUGGACGCUUGACUGUGCAUAUAUUUUAUUUAAACAAUUUAGUAAUUUCCAGUGAGAUUUCGGAGUGUGUUCAAUACAGAAAACUUUAACUGUUUAAAACAAAUUGGAACUUUAGUUUCUGUUCUACUAUCAUGGGAGAAUGAUUAGAGAGAGGGAGAGCUCCGUGAUUUAGUCAUAAAUGAAUAUAAGAAUAUCACGUAAAACAUUGGAACGACGACUGAAUAGCUAGAAUAUACGUGAAAAUGAUGAUUUUGUAAGAAAUGCCCGGAACUACGCAAUGAAGAAGAGGUAGUUACCGAUGUUCGGAGCUCUACUAAAGAAUCGACGACGACGAUAGGUUUUUGACUAAUAGCCUAAAUAGAACUAGAUCAACGACUAAUUAAGAAGAAAAAAAGGAAACAACUAUCAAUCUUCGAGAUGGAAGGAGUUCGACGGCUGUAGACGGCAUCGUAGACGGUGUACCGGAGGACAUCAGCCUUCUAGACGACUCCAGGUGACCGACGCCAGUCCUGCAGGAGUACCAGCAGCACGAGAGGAGGUGCAUCGAGACGAGACCCAACCAGCGACAUCGGAGGAGAGACUGAGAUCUAAUCAGCAACAUCGGAGGAGAGACAGGGGUUCGGAGAGGAUUUCCACAGCCUCUUGGUCUUGUAACGACGCGACGAGGUUUGUCUGCCCCAUCCCGAAUUAACAAGAACAGCGAGAAGUUACCUGUCCUAUUCUAAUGUCAAGAUAUCUUAAACCAUGAUGUUUACGAUCAAGACCUAAUUUGAAACUUGCAAAACCAACUUAAUACGACUUAACGACUUAAAGACUUGUAGCUUGUACAUACUGGACCUGGUUAAUUUACAUUGAGCAGUAAUAUGUACUAGAUCGAAGUUAAAGUCUGUUAAAGUCAUUAAUUGUCUUGAAUGUUUAAAGAAUAGCCCCAGGUCCAGAAGUCUUGAGAUAGAUUGAUCUACCGAAAGAGACUGAGCUAGUAGUAACAAAAAAAAGACUAAUUUGCCAGGUAAAAUGUGUUUCAAUAAAAUUUAAAAUAUUGACUGAUAACCAAACCAUUAUUCAGUGAUUCAAUUACGUAAAACGUAAUUAAUUCUGAAAGACAUUUAAGUAUAACUGAUAUUGAAAUUUUGUUUAAUGAAAAACCUAUUUAAAUAUGAAUAAUUGUCCCAAAGGUGUUUGUAUGUUGCUAGCUAAUCAUUGACUCUGUCACUUUUCAUGUUACAUUUGAAUAUGUUGCAAAAGAGUAUUGUCACCCAUACAACCAUAAUUUUGACCCUAGUAAAAAGUUAAAUUUUCAUUAUAUCUUUAUUUUUCCGAUUGAUAACCAUACUUGCAUAUCAAGUGUAUGUUAAACCAGAGAGAAAGAAUUAUUUAGCUUUGGCUGUCUUGAAAGAAUAAUUAAUUUUUAUUACACUGAGAUCAGCAGCCAUAGAGAAGUUAAUGCUUUUAAACACACUACCAGUUAAAGAAUAUUGUUUUAGUCAUUAUAUUUGUUGAUUUUAAGGUCAGAAUAUUUACACCAAAGAGAAGGAGACAUACUGCUAAGAAAAUAUACGACAUUUUAUUUUCUGAUAUUCACACAGAGUCAAACUUCACCAGUACAUACAACCUGAGAAUAAUUUACUUUCACUACCAGCGUAACAAGACAUAUUUUAUUUAAUAUUCUGUAGAGGUUAGUAGUUAUGCUACAUACACAAUCACAACACUAGUACUUUAUAGAGUUUUCUAGGCGCCCAACUAUAAUACAUUUUACAUCAGAGAUUUUGGCAUUUUAGGAAAUAUACUCCAUAGAGUAAUUCUGGUCACCCAACGGUGGCGCACCCUUUUAGAAAUUUUGGUCACUCAUCCUUGGUGCUGUCUGAAAAGGAAAAAAAAAAAAGGGGAAAUUCUGAAAACACUUCAGAACUUUCUUACGUUGUUUCUGUUCCAAUCUAGAACUUUGUCUACACACGGCAGACGGCACAGAUAACUAACGGAAGUUUGAUACAAGAAAGAAAGGAUGGGAUUCUAUUUUUAAAGCCACGCACUUAAGUGGCGACAGCAAGGCUGAAGAAUGUGACAGGCGUCAACGGCAAGAUGUCUAGUGGCGAGCGAGAGGGGUGGAGAUAAAGCAGAAAAAUAACAAAACCGCGCUUCAAGCGAUGACGCCGUAAAUUCCUCAAAAAUACCUCGUUAUAGCCGUGUUCUCGCAAUUACCGUGCUCGCUAUAACGAGAUUCUACUGUAUGUAUUUUGAUCUCUUACUGCGCUAAUUUCAAUUUGCGCCCAUUUAUUUUGAUGGGCGUGUCUUGUCAAUAAUAAUUCAACAUGGAAUUUAUUUACACUAAUUCUGGAGAUUACCAGUUUUUGAGGAUUAAUAUAGAUAAAGUUACGAAGAGUUAGGGUUUAUAUGUUAAUAAUAUUAAACAAAAUUUAUGAAACAAAUAACCAGACUGCACAUGUUGUGAUGCUGGUGGAGGGAGGGGGGAUGGCAUCGGGAAUCAUUUAGAAAUUCAAAACUAAAAAUAUUUGAGACAAACCACACGAUGUGCCAUGAAGUGUGGGGUAUGAUCAUAAUCAGCAAAUCCUCAAGGGUGUGUCUGUAUGAAGUGAGUGACUCGUGAAACUAGCUUUCAAAAUCAGGUAACCUCAACUUUUGAAACUGGCAACCUCAGAUAAACAUGAAAGAAAUAAUUAUAGUUUAUAUUUUUUGUAAUUUAAAUUUCAAUUUAAAUUAUGAAUUUGUAAUUUAAAUUUCAAUUUAAAUUAUGAAUUCGGUUAUACAUGUUAUUCUAUACACGUUAUUCAGUACUAUUAACUUUUUUCAUUUUAACAUCAAAUUUUUGGUUAGGUUAGCUAGAAUAAUUAUUCAUAACCAAUCGUUAGGGACUAGAAAAUUUCGCGAUCGUGAAAUUUUCACGAAUUCGCGUGAAAUUAAGUGCAAAAUGCGAAAAAUACCAUUUGUUGUGAAAAAACGAAAUUUAUACGAAUUUUAACAAACUAUGCGCGAAAAGGUUUAUUUAUUAUAAAUUUAGUAUCAUAAUCAUAAAAAUAAGUCGCAGUCACACGCAUCGACACAAUUCACAAACAAUAUGUUCGUUUGAAUAAAAAAAUGUAAGGAAAUAAAUGUCCUAACCAAAAAAAAAACAUGAAGGGUAAAACUUAUAAUUAAUUAUUAUUAUGUAUUAUAAUAGUUUGCGAUGCUAAUCAUUGCUAAGUAAUUUACGAUUUUAUAUUUAUUAACUAACAUCCGCUUUAAUAUGAAACACUUAACGUGACGUUGAUUCAUUUUAAUCAAAUAAAAGUCCGCCGGUGUAAACCAUUCCUUUCGCCAGUCAUCGCAGCCAUUUUUUUUGCUGCUAUGGCCUACGGAUAACGCUCCUAGCCAGUAACUUAAAUUCAUGAUUAAAAUUAACACGCCAUUGAGUGGGACUUUGGAACGUAACUACGGAGAACAUAACAAGAAAAUUACUUAAUACAUCGGGCAAAAAGUGACGGUAAAAAAAGAUAAAAUUAUUUACAUGGAGACUGCGGGGGAUAUAAACACUUUUAUUUUUAAUUCCUUGGGAUCCACGGAAGAAAAAAAAUUAACUUGAAAGAGAAUAGUUUUCACUGGUGUGCAACUGCUGCUGUCGUCAUGUUCACUUUGGCUGCUACUCCGAUGGGCAAAUCGGCAAGUUAACAAGAUUAUUAAUUGGAUAGUGACUAGUGAGUGAGUAAAAAUGCGGAAUAAAUUAAGUGCAAGGGAUCGAGCAUUUCAGUAUAAGAAGGAGGGGUUUUACUGUACAGAUAAUAGGACGGUUAUGUGUAAGUUUUGCAACACGAAAGUUUCAUGGGAUCGAAAAGACACAAUUGAAAAACAUUUAAAGUCGGCAAAACACGUGGCGUCAUUAGCAGCAACAAAAGAAGAGACUACAAAACUACAAACAUCAGUUGCAUCAUGCUUUAAUAAAGUUGUCAAAGACAAAAAAUCGGCAGAUUAUCUUGGAAAACGUGUCACAGAAACAUUUGUAAAGGCUAACAUACCACUUGAGAAACUUAACAAUGAACACAUGGUGAACUUCAUGAAUGAAUUUAUUGAAGGAUCUGGCGCAUUGCCUUGUGUAAAGACUUUGCGAGAAAAGCACCUUCCCAGAUUAAAUAUGGAAAGGGAAGAAAACAUCAAGGAGAAGGUCAAAGGAAAGCACCUUGCGGUAUGCUGCGAUGAAACAACAGACAAACAAGGUCGGUGUGUUUUCGUUUUAAUCUUCAAGAUUAUAGAAGCCAGUCACCAAGUUGAAAUCGUAGUAGGUGAUGUCCACAUUCUUGAAACAGCUGAUGCAAAAAGUUGUUCAAGAGCUAUUCUUGAUUCUUUGAACAAAUAUAACAUUAGCUAUGACAGUGUCCUGGCCUUAGUAUCAGACUCAGCCCGAUACAUGGGGAAGUGUUUUGACACACUUACCAACUUGAUGUCGGACAAUGUUGUAGUGAUUCAGUGUUGGGCGCACAAACUCAAUCUGAUUUUGAAUGUUCUGGGAAAGCACCUUCCUGAACUUCAAAAUGCCACUUCCAAAAUCAAGAGUGCGUUCCUGAACACUCGAAAGAGAAAGCAUCUGUUCCGGCAAUUUCUGGAUGAUAAAUAUGAAGCUGGAAGGGUUCCACUGUUCCCAAUGCCAGUCCUCACGAGAUGGUCUUCGUGGUACGAGUCUGUAGCCUAUGUAUCUGACUACAUAGAAGCUAUUGUUGAGUUCAUGAAGAGUGACGACAUAGCAUCAGUUAGCAAUGUUGGGAGUUCAGUAUUUGGCAAGUUUGUCACAGGAACAGGUUCCUAAUGUUAAGGUGCAGGCUACCUUCAUCAAAGAAACAGCAAAGGGAAUUGUUGACUUGACGAAGUUGGAAGGGUCAUCAUAUCCUUGUAGCAACAUUUUGUGUGGUAACCUAUGCAAAGUUGAGCAAGUUUUGCAGCUUGCUGAAGCAGGAAAUUUUGGCGAAGAAACAAGUUUAGCACUGCAGUCGUGUGGGAGAGAUGUUGCAAAAGCUCAGGUUAAAUCUGCCUUAGUAAAAGCUGCAUCACAUGGAUACACUAAGCUGCUAGCUUUAAUUUCAAGUGAUCCUGCAAGUCAUCUUUAUUCUGAACUGAGUGUUCUUGACCCUGCACAGAUUUUAAUUACGGAAGUAACAAAAGAUCUUGGUAAACAAUUGAAGAAAAUGGCAUUGUUCAAGGACUGCGAUGAAAGUCAAUUGCUUCAAGGCUAUAAAGAGCUUCAGUUCUUGGUGAAGAAACAGUUAGGAGACAAAAGUGAUGCAUCACUGGAUUUGAUUGCAAUAUUAUUGUCUCUUUCUGUAAAUCAUCCAGAAUUUUCUAAGGGUGCUUUGAAAAGUGCCAUGUGCAAAUGCAGACUGCGAACGAUUUUUUUCUAAGUACAGUUCUGUUCUAAGUGACCAACGUCAGCGCCUUAAUGCUGAAAAUGUAGCUAUUCUCAGUGAAAUCUAUUUUGAAGGUUGAACACUGUUUUAGUGUGUUAGUUGUACGCCAUGUCUAUGUGUUUAGUGUUACAUAUGUAUUCAACUUUGCAGCUGUAAAUAUUAUGUAUUGUGUGAAACUGUGAAUUUUUUUGCUAAGAGCAUUACUAACAAAUAUAGAAGCUAAAAUUAUGUACAGAUAUGACGAUAAGUAAAUAAUAAUUUCCUCAUUGUAAAGGCUUUAAGAAUGUUUUUACAAGUAUCUCUGUAUCAAUAUAUAAUGUUCAUAUUAAUUUUGACUGUUAAUUUUGGGAAUCCACAAAAAAAUCACAUUGGUGAAAACACCGAAAUGAAAACACCGCUUUUAAGAAUUCAAACCACCGCUUUUUUCACUUUCAAAACGACAUUUUCCAGUCCCUACCAAUCGUUCAUAUGCAUUCAAAGUAUGGUUAAUGUAGUUAACCUUGUCUACAAUAUUUAAAAAUAUUUUAAAUGUAGCCAACCUAUUCAAACUGAUUAUUAUAUCACACUAAUUGUAAUACGUAUAUAAAAUCUAACCUAACUACUCAGAGUGGUAAAUUACUGGUUAAAAACUUAAUGAUUGUAAAUUUUGUCAUGGAGUAAAAAUGCAACUUUUAAUUGUGUUCCCCCCCCCCCCUCCCUCCCCAGAAAUGAAGCUUUCCUUCAAAAAGACCAAUAAUUAAUUUUAAUAGUGGAGUUCUAUUGAGUAAAAUCAUAUUAUAGGUGUACUUUAAAUCCUCUGCUAGUGUUUUCUUCUGUAAAAAAGAGGUUUUAUUAUGUAAUUAUUAAUUUAUUUUGGUAUGCAUAUUUUUUAAUAUGAAAAUUGGAGAUUUGAACGGCACAUACGAUCUUUUCCUGCAGAAAAAGUGUUGGCAUCAAGUGGCGCUGCAGGAUUGUUUGUGUCUGAAAGGCCAGGGAAAUUUUUUCAAUUCAGGUCUGGAAAACCAGGAAAAAGUCAGGGAAUUUUUGGAAUUCCAAGCUUGUGGCAAACAUGUUAUUGUAAAAAAAAUGCAGCCUAUUAAUUUUACCACUGUUUUGGCGAGGUAAGUACGUAUUUAUUAUAAAACGGCUUUUAUUAAAAUAAAUACAAUAACACAAAUAUCUUCUGUUUUCCAAAUGAAAUUUGACCGAAAAUGAAACUAUGAAAUCUUGCGAUGGCAUAUGAUUAAAACAACCUACAUACGGCACGUGGAUGUGGCGUGUGGUGUAGAGUAGCGUAGCGUGCAGGAGUGCCUCGGUGU
Molecule: messenger RNA, 15498 nt
Organism: Bacillus rossius redtenbacheri
Lineage: Eukaryota; Metazoa; Arthropoda; Insecta; Phasmatodea; Bacillidae
Exons: 2
Coding region: 12517-13605 (362 amino acids)
Biological process (GO): regulation of transcription by RNA polymerase II
Cellular component (GO): nucleus
Molecular function (GO): double-stranded DNA binding
Source: RefSeq, a predicted model, not a curated record